This is a messenger RNA of Bufo bufo (common toad), 607 nucleotides long. RefSeq names its product gastrula zinc finger protein XlCGF53.1-like. The record is from RefSeq and is a predicted model, not a curated record. Lineage: Eukaryota; Metazoa; Chordata; Amphibia; Anura; Bufonidae. The coding region runs from base 194 to 607 and encodes 137 amino acids. The transcript has 5 exons.
AGGUCCUGUACCUUCUCCUGCAGCACAGCCUGGAGCCUGACUCCUGUACAUGGUGGUAGAAAUGACAGCCCAGGAGGCUCCAUAGUGAAGGGUUGUCAGAGGAGGACACGCCUGCCCCCAGGUUCCUACAAUAUAAGAUCCACUCAGUGGAUAUCUUCUAUAUAAGAUCCUUCCCCUGAUUGACCCUUAAAGGAUGGACAGGGACAAGAUGGCGGAGAGUAUAAAAAAUUUCUCCCUAGAGAUCCUUCUCCGGCUUACUGGAGAGGACUACACAGUAGUGAAGAAGACCUCUAGUGAGCGCUGUCAGGCCCCUGUGUCUGAAGGAAGAGGAAGAACCCUGAGCUCAAAUACGAGGCCUCCACCUCACCUGAUAUAUGAGGAAAUCAAUAGAAUGAAGAUCCUAGAACUCGCCAACAAGAUGAUUGAGCUGCUGACUGGAGAGGUUCCUAUAAGGUGUCAGGAUGUCACCGUCUAUUUCUCAAUGGAUGAGUGGGACCCCAUCUCCAGCUCUGAUUGUAUCCGAAACAAAAGCAGGAAACAUGCUGACUUGUUGAGCUCCAUGAGAGCCUUUGAGAGAGGUGGAGUGAGAUCAAUAGAACACCUGUAG